GCUUCCUUUACCUCCACUCAUCCCAGCAGCCUUUAAUUUCAGCCCAUUAUGUAUCGACCAGUCACAGAGUCCCGUUCAUCUUUGCCAGUAUGGGUGAUUGCGCUGUCUGUAUUUGGAGUGCUAGCAAUCCUUGGAGUAACUAUUGGUCUCUUGGUUCAUUUUCUGGCAGUAGAAAAUAGGACUUACUACUAUAAAGGUAGCUUUAAAGUGCUGAAUAUUCCAUAUGACAGAAAUUAUGAAAGGGAGACAUCACCAGAAAAUAACUAUCUUAGUAAAAUCAUCGAAACUAAAAUGACUGAUGCAUUUCAAAGUUCAAACAUUUACAGACAAUAUAUCAAUUCUCAAGUCAUCACACUUGUGCCUGAUAACAACAGUGUGACCGCACAUAUCUGGCUGGUUUUCAAGGAUGCUAGGUCAAGGAAAGAAAAUACAAAAAGAAGAAUUGAAACCAUCUUACAUCAGAUGCUGAAGAACAACUCAAGACCCUUGACUACAGACUCGAAUUCUCUUAGGCUUGAGGAAAUCAGUAAAGUUGAUGCUGAGAAGAUAAUUAACAGCCGUUGUGGGAGACGCGCGAGGAUGUCCGCUACCUACGACCGGAUCAAAGGCGGUUCCACGGCCCAGGAGGGAGAGUGGCCUUGGCAAGCCAGCCUCAGGAUGAACGGCAGGCACUACUGCGGGGCCACGCUGAUCAGCGGGCGGUUCCUGCUGACGGCCGCCCACUGCUUCCAGAAGUCCAACAAUCCAAGAAACUUUACUGUUAGCUUUGGCACUAGAGUAACUCCACCCUACAUGCAGCAUUCUGUUCAACAAGUCAUUAUUCAUGAAGACUACAUCAAGGGUGCACAUCACGAUGAUAUUGCAGUGAUAAUGCUCAAGGAAGAAGUUUUAUUUAAGAAAGAUGUCCAUCGAGUUUGCCUCCCGGAAGCCACACAGGAUUUUCCGCCAGGGGAAGGAGUCGUUGUUACAGGAUGGGGUGCGCUUUUCCAUGACGGUAAAUACCCACUGCUGCUUCAGAAAGCACCUGUGAAAAUCAUCGAUACCAAGGCCUGUAAUGCCAAGGAAGCUUACAAUGGCAUGAUCCUGGGCACCAUGCUUUGUGCUGGGUACAUGGAAGGCAAUAUCGACGCCUGCCAGGGUGAUUCUGGAGGACCACUGGUUCACCCCAAUUCUCGAGAUAUUUGGUACCUUGUUGGAAUCGUAAGCUGGGGAUUUGAAUGUGGCCAUGUAAACAAGCCAGGGGUCUACACUCGAAUGACGGCCUAUCGCCGCUGGGUUGCCUCCAAGACUGGUAUCUAAGCAAACAAACAAACAAAAACAACACUCGGCAAAUGCAGGUCAAUUUUGGCAGUUAUUCCUACUUAAUAUGCUUUCAAAAUUAGUGUUUACAUGGCUGCUGUUUGUUUAAAAGGUUUAUGUACAAGAAGUAUUAUUUGCAUUCUUUUCAUUAAACAGACUUAACCAGACAAAAUAAGAAAUCUCAGUUUGGGGUCCAGAAAGGCCUAAGUAAAAUAAAUAAAUAAAUAAAAUAGUCUUAUCCAAAAUACUAGUACAGGGAAGUGGUGACAUG
Molecule: messenger RNA, 1570 nt
Organism: Perognathus longimembris pacificus (Pacific pocket mouse)
Lineage: Eukaryota; Metazoa; Chordata; Mammalia; Rodentia; Heteromyidae
Product: transmembrane protease serine 11B-like protein
Exons: 10
Coding region: 49-1299 (416 amino acids)
Biological process (GO): proteolysis
Cellular component (GO): plasma membrane; extracellular region
Molecular function (GO): serine-type endopeptidase activity
Source: RefSeq, a predicted model, not a curated record